AUGCACAUCUAUUCUUUAGGAAUGACCCUGUACUGGUCAGCAGGGUUUCAUGUUCCACAAAAUCAGCCCCUGCAGCUCCAGGAGCCCUUGCACUCUCUCCUGCUGACCAUGUGUGAAGAGCAGCCUGGCAGGCGACUGCCACUGCAGGUGGUUCUGGAAGCCUGCUGGGUUCAUCAGGAAGAAAGGGUUGUAUACCCUGCCUCGGACAGUGUCCAUAUCAGAUGGCUGGUUGGCUUGCUUCUGGGUACCCUAUCCAAGGUGGAAAGGAUAGUUGUGAAAGAAAGCUCCUCUGCAGAGCAGUACAGGAGCUACCUGCUCAGGAGUAGGUUGCACCAGAUGAGCUGUGAACCAACAGCAUGGACUCUGGAGGGUCUGCAUCCCUCCAGUGUUUCAGAGAGAAGCACAGAGAUCCAGAGUUCUCUGAAGCCCAGUCCAAGCACCUCAACACAUAGUCACUGUAACCUCUCUGUUAACAGUGCUCUUCCAGCUGAAGCUUUCCAGGACCUUCAGGAGGGCAGGUGGCCCUGCUCCAGAUCCCCUAUCUCUGUGGCAGUGCAUAGCUCAUGGCCAGAAACUCCUUCUCAAAAGUGUUUCCUGCAAAGAAAGGGAAAGUUCUCCAGGCUGGAGUUUACCCUGCUGGCUGGAGAAGCCCCGGUGAAUUUGCAUCUGCCUGGAUCAAUUGUUACCCAAAAAGGGAAAUCCUGUUUGACUCUUAGGGACCUCUAUGUGGUGCUGCUGAGUGGGCAGUGUCUGGAGGUGAAAUGUGACAUCACGUCCACAGUGGGGGCCAUCUACGAUGCUGUCAUAUCCUUUGCCAAUUUUGGGGAGCUGAUCCACUUUGGCUUGGCUUACAUGAAAGACAAAGAGUUCUUUUUCCUGGCCAAUGAAAUCAGUUUGUGCAAAAUAGCCCCUAAGGGGUGGAGUAAGCAACCACAGAAGACCUUCUGGAGUGCCUUCAUACUCUUCCUGAGGAUCAAGUUCUUUGUCAGUCACAAUGGGCUGCUCCAGCAGAGCUGGACAAGACAUCAAUUUCCCCUGUAGCUUCAGAAAGACAUCCUGGAGGAGAAGCUGUACUGGAAUGAUGAGAUACUGCUGCAGCUGGGUGUCCUAGCUCUGCAGGUUAAGUUUGGAAGUUACUCUGAGGAGCAGGUGGAAACCAAAGCCUAUUUCCACAUUGAAGAUUACAUCUUAGCAAGUCUGAUUGAGAAGAUGACUGCUCUCAAGGUCCAGGCCCAAGUCUCAGAGAUGCACCGCCUCAGUCCUGUGCUCUGGGGAGAGGAGGCUGAGCUGGAGUUCUUGAAGGUCACUCAGCAGCUCCUGGAAUACGGUGUCUUGGUCCACCAAGUUCUUCCAGAGAAGACAAGGCUUGGAGGGGAAGUGGCCUUGGGGAUCUGUGCCAAGGGUCUCAUAAUAUAUGAAGUGAAAAACAAUAGCAGGAUUGCAACUUUACAAUUUCAGUGGAGAGAAGUUGGAAAGAUUUCAAUUUAUCAAAAGAAGUUCACCAUCACAAAUAGCAUCACUGGAAAAAAGCACACAUUUGUCACUGAUUCUACCAAGACCUGUAAAUGUUUACUGAGCCUGUGCUCUGCCCAAUAUGGCUGUAAUGCUCAAAUGAAUGCUCCCUGAGUUGCAACUGUUAUAUUUGACUAUGGUAAGUGUGUGCAAAUGGCCAAUUUGGGUCUUGCACAUCUGGCCCAGUCCAAGCCUCUCACUUGGAUUCAGAGAAUGUCAUGCUCAGAAAGUGCACUGUUCAUGCCCAGGCUGGAAGACCCUGCAGGAGGACUGCUGUGCACAUCCCUGGAAAAUGUCACUAUGGACACCUGCAGGGAGACAGGAGCACUAGAAAUCGAAAGCAGGUGCACUGGCUGGGAGCAACAAAAGAGCAUCUGUUUGAUCCAGAAGCCAGUGACUUUUGACCCUCUUCCUGGGCUGCCUACCCAGAGUGUGUGCACAGGGUCACAAAAUAAGAGAAUGAGUUUCACAGCUGAAAUGGAUCAAGAAAUCAUGCAUGUGACACUGAACUGAGAUCCAUGUCAUGGUUUUGGUUUUGUCAUUAAGGAGGGAGAAGAUGUAGGCAAAGUUGACCCUGGCAUCUUUAUAUCCUCAAUUAUACCUGGAGGACCAGCUGAAAAGGCUAAAAAGAUCAAAUCAGAAGGGCAGAUACUAGCCUUGAAUCACAUCACUCUGGAGGGCUUCACAUUUGACAUGGCUGUUAGAAUGAUUCAGAAUGAUUCUCCUUACUACAUAGAAUUAAUCAUUUCUCAGUCAAAAGGUGGGAUACUUGAGGAACAGAGAGGAAAAGAACAUGCCCGUGGUCUAUCAGGGAGUCAGUGGCAGAGCUUAGAUUCAAAUCUGGGGAGGAGACUGCAGAGCAGAAACCUUCACCCUGGACUGCACUUUGGAAGACACCCUUCUCAGGGUGCUGGUUCUUCUUGUUCUCCAUCACUUUCAGAAACCAAUGCCAGUGGAAUUUGCUUUGUGGAACUGGUUAAAGAAGAUGGACCACUUGGAUUCAGCAUAACUGGUGGCAUUAACACAGGUGUGCCCUAUGAAGGGAUAUACAUGAAAUCCAUCAUUCCUAGAGGACCAGCUGCCAAGGAAGGGCAGAUCCUGCAGGGAGACAGGCUCCUGCAGGUUGAUGGAAUGAGUCUGGGUGGCCUCACCCACAAGCAGGCUGUGCUGUGCCUUAAGGGCUCCAGGCAGGUUGCAAGACUGGUGUUAGAGGGAAGAGGCUUGAGGACUGCACAGCAGUGUCCUUCUGUUAAUAAUGGGAUAGGAAUUGAAUGCACGGCUGUUUCCUUGGCAACAGCCUUGCCUGGGCAAGCCUGCAAGCUGUCCAUAGUGAGUGAUGGUCCACAAUUUGAAGUCAAACUGAAAAAGAAUGCCAGUGGUUUGGGAUUCAGUUUUGUGCAGAUGGAGAGAGAGAGUUGCAGCCACCUCAAAAAUGAUCUUUUGAGGAUUAAGUAGCUCUUCCCAGGACAGCCAGCUGAGGAGAAGGGGGUCAUUGCAGCUGGUGACAUUAUUCUGGCUGUGAAUGGAAAGCCCACAGAAGGCCUUGUCUGCCAGGAGGUGCUCCAUUUACUGAGGCAUGCUCCUACCUUGCCACAGGAAGUCAUGCUCCUACCUUGCCUACCCCCUUCAGGUGUCUUGCCUGAGACAGAACAGGGAUGGCAGACACCUGUUUCAGAUCAAGAAUUUGCCAAGGCAACAUGCACUUCUGCGAGGGGGAGGUCCCCACUCUCGCAAAGGCACAGCCCCAGCCUAGAUCAAGAGAACAGCUGGAGGGACAGCGCCUCCCCAGAAGUAGGGGAAGGCCUGGGUUUCAGGCCAGAGUCUUGGCAACAGGCCACCAGAGAGGCACAAUGGGACCAAGACAUAAAGAGACCCUGGGCUACUUCCUUGAUGUGUCCUGGGGAUUCCAACCCUCAUUUAUGCAGACAGCAACAGGAAGUAGAGGCUGAGGCAUUGCCUACCUCUUUGGAAAAGGAUAUGAGGCAAAACUGCUAUUCAGUCUGUGACAUUAGAAGACUGGAUAUCCAAAGUGCACAGAGACCUAUUAAAAGCAGAGAGAGGGGCACAAAUACUGAGAAAGGUCCUGAAUUGGACCAGGGUGAUGAGGAAGGUGACAUGCGCCAUCUGCCUGAAGUUCCUUCUUCUACUGUGGAUGAUGAAGUGUAUCUUCCUAACAAAUGUGUAUCAGAAGACCAGCUACCUUGUGUGAAAUGUUUGGAAGCAGAGUCAGGGACCAUUCCCUUGCCACAGUUCUAUUCUUGGAGUGCUCCCUCAGGGCAUUUGCCUCUGGAAGAGUCUCAGGAUUAUGAAAGUGAAUGGGAAGACCUAUAG
Messenger RNA from Phyllostomus hastatus (greater spear-nosed bat), 3843 nucleotides. It is a transcript of the gene FRMPD2, whose product is annotated as FERM and PDZ domain containing 2. Gene Ontology annotation, molecular function: protein binding. NCBI's taxonomy places the organism in Eukaryota, Metazoa, Chordata, Mammalia, Chiroptera, Phyllostomidae. Gene Ontology annotation, cellular component: cytoskeleton. The record is from RefSeq and is a predicted model, not a curated record.